GAGGCGGCGGGCACGGGCGGCCGAGCGGAGCCGAGCGCAGACGAGCACCGCCGAGCCGGGCCGAGCCGGGCCGAGCCGGGCCGGGCCGGGCCCAAGAGCGCGCAGGCGAUGCGGGCGACCAGGCCGGGGUCGGCGGGCCCCUGAACCCGACGCCCGGGGCCAGCGAGGAGCCGCGCGGCGGCCGCGUGUCCGAGGCGGCCGGCCCGCCAUGGCCGGGGUCAGCUACGCGGCGCCCUGGUGGGUGAGCCUCCUGCACCGGCUGCCGCACCUGAGCCUGCGCUGGGAGCCCACCGGCAGCCAGUUCCGGCCCGAGGACCCCGACUACCAGCAGGCGCUGCUGCUGCUCGGGGCCGCCGCGCUGGCCUGCCUCGCCCUGGACCUCCUCUUCCUGCUGCUCUACUCCUUCUGGCUGUGCUGCCGCCGGCGCGAGGAGCCCCGGGACGCCGACUGCUGCUGCACCGCCUGGUGCGUCAUCGUGGCCACGCUGGUGUGCAGCGCCGGCAUCGCCGUGGGUUUCUAUGGCAACGGGGAGACCAGCGACGGCGUCCAUCGGGCCACCUACUCGCUCCGCCACGCCAACCGCACGGUGGCGGGGGUCCAGGACCGCGUGUGGGACACGGCGGCCGCCCUGAACCUCACGGCGGAGCCCGGCCUGCAGAGCCUGGAGCAGCAGCUGGCCGCCCGGCCCGAGCCCCUGCGCGCGGUGCGGCGGCUGCAGGGCCUGCUGGGCGCGCUGCUGGGCUACACGGCCGCCAUCCCGUUCUGGAGGAACGCCGCCGUGUCCCUGGAGGCGCUGGCCGAGCAGGUGGACCUCUACGACUGGUACAGGUGGCUGGGCUACCUGGGCCUGCUGCUGCUCGACGUGGCCAUCUGCCUGCUGGUGCUGGUCGGCCUCAUCCGCAGCUCCAAGGGCACCCUCGUGGGGGUCUGCCUGCUGGGGGUCCUGGCCCUGAUCAUCAGCUGGGGUGCACUGGGCUUGGAGCUGGCUGCGUCUGUGGGCUCCAGUGACUUCUGUGUGGAUCCCGACGCCUACGUGGCCAGGAUGGUGGAGGAGUUCUCGGUGCUGAGUGGGGACACCCUGCAGUACUACCUGGCCUGCUCGCCCCGCGCCGCCAGCCCCUUCCAGCAGACGCUGUCGGGCAGCCACAAGGCGCUGGUGGAGAUGCAGGACAUCGUGGCCGAGCUCCUGAGGACCGUCCCCAGGGAGCACCCGGCCGCCAAGGACCCUCUGCUCCGCGUGCAGGAGGCGCUGAACGGCACGGAGGUGAACCUGCAGCACCUCACCGCGCUGGUGGACUGCCGCAGCCUGCACCUGGACUACGUGCAGGCGCUGACCGGCCUCUGCUACGACGGCGUCGAGGGCCUCAUCUACCUGGCCCUCUUCUCCUUCGUCACCGCGCUCAUGUUCAGCUCCAUCGUCUGCAGCGUCCCCCACACCUGGCAGCAGAAAAGAGGCCCCGAGGAGGACGGGGAGGAGGAGGCGGCCCCGGGGCCGCGCCAGGCCCACGACAGCCUCUACCGCGUCCACAUGCCCAGCCUGUACAGCUGCGGCAGCAGCUACGGCAGCGAGGCCAGCAUCCCGGCCGCGGCCCACACCGUCAGCAACGCCCCGGUCACCGAGUACAUGAGCCAGAAUGCCAAUUUCCAGAACCCCCGCUGUGAGAACACCCCCCUCAUCGGGCGCGAGUCCCCGCCGCCCUCAUACACGUCCAGCAUGAGAGCCAAAUACCUCGCCACGAGCCAGCCGCGCCCCGACUCCAGCGGCAGCGGCCACUAGACGCCGGCCAGCCACCGCCCCACGUGCCAAUCGCCCUGCUCCUCCCCAGGCCCCCAGCCCCUCCGUGACGCCCGGGCUGCCCCCCCCUUUCUGCAGGGGCCCUGCCAGUGGAGAUGAGGGAGCUCUGGGCUGCACCCUGACCUCGGGGUCCACGCCUGGACACGGAGCACUGUCAUGGACACCAGGGCCCUUGCGGUCCCCCCCCCCCCCCCCGCCCUCUAAGGAUUCGGGUUCGCAGAGCCCUGCUCUGGGCAGGCGGCGCCCCUGCAGCACGGACCCUCUGGACCUGCGCCUCCAGCUCAGCCCUCUCCCCGCUGCCCUGACGCCUGCCUCUGGCCACUCACGCCCUCUGCCCAGCGCCUCUGCUCCUCUGCGUGUCUCUGGCUCUUUCUCUCCCCCCUGACCACAGGCCCCUCCUGCCCGUCGCCAGAGCCUCCUGGGCCUCCUCCGCCUCCGCCAGCUUCGCUCUCUCCCUCAGCUCCUGCGGCGCCGCCCUCCCCGCGGCCAGAGGACAGCCGGGGUCGCUGAGCCUGGCUGCUCACCGUGGUGCCAAACCCCCCCCCCCCCCAGGCUUGGCACCUUGUUCCGGUUCAUUCUUGCACUAACCAUGCUCCUCAUCUCUAGGGCACGUGGGCCGCGGGCCGCGCACACUCCCUCCCUCCCCUUCCACCCCGGACAGGUGCCGCGUCCUGGAGCCUGGCCUCAGCUGGGGGCGGCGGGGGGCGCCCGAGCUGCCUGUGAAUGCGCCCUUGGCCCUGCCGCCCGGGACUAACCACUAACCUCACCCCAGCCCCCCGGUGCUGCAGCCCAGCCGGCCAGUGUGACCCCGAGUCCAGGAGGACCAGCUGGGGCUCCGGCUGAGCAGCCGCUGCUUCUCGGGGCGCCGUUGGGGGGGCAGAGUCCGACAGGCAGCCCCAGGCCCUGGGGACCCCUCCCCGGCAGGUGCUACCCCAGGAGGAUGUGGGCUGUCGGACCAAGGUCCCUGCGGCCUCGGUCUCCCUACCUGUGAAGUGGGGGCAAGGCCUCCCUCAGGUGCUUCUGGCUUCAGUGUACGCUGUUUGCUGUCCUGCCAGGGAGGGCUAGCCCCAGGGCAGCAUGGGAGUGCCCGGCCAGCCCCAGAGCGGCCAGGCCAGGGCCGAGUGAGGCCCCAGGCAGCGGCCGGGCAGUUAGACUGCGGCCCCAACUCCAGAGCCCCCUCCCUCGGCUGCCGGGACCUGCUCUGUGCUGGUGUCUGGGACCAAAGGGGGGGUGGCCCCCGGGCAGCCUCUGCCGGGAAGGGCCCCUGGGCACAGCUGAACCUCACACGCUGUCCAGCAUGCUCCAGGCCCCUGCCCCCCCAUCCCCUCCCCGUGGCGGGAGUGUGAUGGCCUCUGGUCAGGAGGCGACCCAGCAGUCCUGCUUGGCGCCGGCCAUGCCCUGCCGCUGCUGGGCGCCACCGCUGCGAGCCCCCCC
Eptesicus fuscus (big brown bat) is the source of this 3229-nucleotide messenger RNA. It is a transcript of the gene TTYH3, whose product is annotated as tweety family member 3. Gene Ontology annotation, cellular component: plasma membrane. Gene Ontology annotation, molecular function: intracellularly calcium-gated chloride channel activity; volume-sensitive chloride channel activity. The transcript has 14 exons. The record is from RefSeq and is a predicted model, not a curated record. NCBI's taxonomy places the organism in Eukaryota, Metazoa, Chordata, Mammalia, Chiroptera, Vespertilionidae. The coding region runs from base 209 to 1777 and encodes 522 amino acids.